UUCCGCAUGGGCGAAGGACGGCUUAGCGCCUGGUCCAGCUGCAGCCCGCUAUCAACAGAAGGCAUCCAGCUGUUGCCCCUCAAGAUGGAGGCCAGGUGCUGCAUGUCCUGCAGGCCCAUUCUUUGCUCGUGUAAACAUACCUGCACCACAUUGGGACUUGGAAAACGAUGAAGACACCCGAAGACGCCAUCAGCCUGCAAGGUUGUGAUUUUCACAUCAAGGUAGCUGAGACGGAUGACGAGCAGGUGGUGGGAUGAAGUCGCGUGAGGGAUUUAACCUGUGAGCCCAAACCGGGGGUCAACAACUUGGCUCCUUCCACUGGGAGUUGCUCUACCUUUAUUUUUUUUCCCCCCCACAACAUUUUUGGGGUGUCUUUUUUGUCAGGGAGGCGGGGAUUGUGGGUGCAAAAAGAGGCGAGACGACAUGCCUCAGUUGUCAGGCGGCGGCGGCGGGGACCCGGAGCUGUGCGCCACGGACGAAAUGAUCCCGUUCAAGGACGAGGGGGAGCCGCACAAGGAGCAGAUCUUCGCCGAGCUCAGCCACUCGGAGGAGGAGGGAGACCUGGCCGACAUCAAGUCGUCGCUGGUCAACGAGUCUGAGGGAAGCCCCAACAGCAACGGCCACGAUGCGGCAAGACAGUCCCAAGACUCGUAUCACGAAAAGCACAGAGAGCAUCCCGACGAUGUGAAACAUCAAGACUUGUACAGCAAAGGCCACGGGUACCCGAGCUACCCUAGCUACAUCAUGAUGGGCAAUAUGAACGACUCCUACAUGAGCAAUGGCUCCCUCUCGCCGCCCAUGGCCAGAACGUCCAACAAAGUUCCCGUGGUGCAGCCGUCGCACGCCGUCCACCCGCUCACCCCGCUGAUCACGUACAGCGACGAACACUUUGCUCCGGGAUCCCAUUCCGGUCAUCACCCUCAGGAUAGCAAACCACAAGGAAUGUCCAGGCAUCAUGUAGGACCUGACAUUUCCAACUUCUACUCGCUGUCUCCAGGAGGAGUGGGACAGCUCACGCCGCCACUGGGAUGGUUCUCCCACCACAUGGUCCCCGGACCGCCGGGUCCUCACGCCACAGGGAUCCCCCACCCGGCCAUCGUCAACCCCCAGGUCAAACACGAGCCCCUGCACGAAACCGACAUCAUGCACAUGAAGCCACAGCACGAACAGCGAAAGGAGCAGGAGCCCAAAAGACCGCACAUCAAGAAGCCGCUCAACGCCUUCAUGCUUUACAUGAAAGAGAUGCGCGCUAACGUGGUGGCCGAAUGCACGCUGAAGGAAAGCGCCGCCAUCAAUCAGAUCCUGGGAAGGCGGUGGCACGCGUUAUCUCGGGAAGAGCAGGCUAAGUAUUACGAGUUAGCCCGCAAAGAACGACAGCUCCACAUGCAGCUCUACCCUGGCUGGUCUGCCCGAGACAACUAUGGGAAGAAGAAGAAGCGGAAGCGGGAGAAGAUCCAGGAGUCGGCCGCAGGUACGGGCCAGAGAAUGAAAACGGCGUACAUCUGAGAAAAUGGAGGAAAACGGAACAACUUCUCCACAUGCAAAGCGAAGGCAGCCGCUGCGGGGCCUCUGCUCGAGAUGGAGGCCUGCUAAGAUUCCAUGAAGAGCCUCAGAGGACCAGUACCCCCACCCCCCCUCCGCCUCCCUUAACUACCCCACCUGCCCAUCACUUAUCACCUGACACCCCCGAAAAGUUCCACCUCACAUUCUCCUUGCUGGAAAGACACUGACUGAACACGACAAUCACCAUCACUCACGUUCUUUCACUCAAAGCGUCCGCGUGUGUGUGUGUGUGUGUGUGUGUGUCACUUCCUGUACACACAUCCGCGCACACAUAAACACACACCACCUGCACACUCCAACUAAGUUAUUGUAAGUUAUUUGUUACCUCUUUUGUCAAAUUCAGGAGCAAGAAACCUACAGACUAUAACAAAUAAAUGAAAGGUUGAAAAAUAGGUAAGCACAAGUAUUGGUGAUAAAUGUUGACUAUAUUUUUCCAUAACUGUAGUUUGAGGCCCUGCUCAAUUGGUUCGGGUCGACAUUCCGGCGACCAUAUUGGGGUUCCCGCCCCCUCCGACCAAACGGACCAAUCAACUCUUGUAGAUUGCACUAAGGAAACAAGGAGGGAUCUCGUCUCAUCUCAUCGCGACACUUUUUUUAUUUUAAAUUUGUUUUAUAAGUUGGACCAGUUGGUUGGCCAAAAGGAUCAACCUUUUUUCAUUUUCUUUUUUUUUUUUUUUUAAUCCUGAGCCCUAGUUUUUAAUUUCAUGGUGUACAUUUUUUUUAAUAUUGUUUUUUUUAUAUAUAUAAAUAUAUAUAUAUAGUGCAAAAUAUGAACGUAAGCUUUGGAAACACAGGAAAGCCAUUUCUUCUCUUGAAAGCUUGUUUUUGUUUUGUUUUUUUCAUAAUCUUACAAUCUAAUGCUCUGUGUCUGUGUGGGUGUACUUUUCCUUUUUCUUGGGGGGUUUUUUUUUCAGGCGACAUGCGAGAGUGAGGUCUAUAUUUUAUUGAUGGACAAACAGACAAAUGAAGCAGAUAUUAUAUAUUUACCCCAGCACUUGGCAGUCUCUUACAUUGCAAUGGACCUUUAUUUUUUUUCCUGGUGGCAAAAUAGUGAGCUCUUCAGUUUUUGUUUUGUUUUGUCCCCGCUCCCACCACGCAAACAUCUCUGUAAUUAAUAUUUCCUCUAUUUUACUAUUGCUCCACGAUGAUGAUGACUUUAUCCCGUGUUGAUAUGAUUUGGGGUGUCUGUUGUCUUGGAGAAGCACUUUUGCUUCCCAAGUGGUCGUCUUUGAACUGUUUCCACAUUUUUCUUUUUUGUUGUUUUUUAAGAAAAAUCAAUAAAAAGGCACCAUUUGCUCAUUUGA
Molecule: messenger RNA, 2867 nt
Organism: Syngnathus typhle (broad-nosed pipefish)
Lineage: Eukaryota; Metazoa; Chordata; Actinopteri; Syngnathiformes; Syngnathidae
Gene: lef1
Product: lymphoid enhancer-binding factor 1
Exons: 13
Coding region: 424-1506 (360 amino acids)
Biological process (GO): canonical Wnt signaling pathway; regulation of transcription by RNA polymerase II
Cellular component (GO): beta-catenin-TCF complex
Molecular function (GO): RNA polymerase II cis-regulatory region sequence-specific DNA binding; DNA-binding transcription factor activity, RNA polymerase II-specific
Source: RefSeq, a predicted model, not a curated record